AUGAGCCUGAGUCUAGCGGAGCCAACCCCGGCCACUGGCGCCAACAUCUCGCUUCAGAAUCCUGUCGCUGCCGCCGCCGUCAGCGCAAUAGGUGGUGAUGCGACACCUCGCCCUUCGAGCUAUAAUGAGCCCGACACGGAUUCCAACAAGAAGGAUGUCAAGAGCAAGGUGAAGGGCUUGUUCGGACUGGGCAAGAAGAAGGAGGAUUCGAACGCCUCAAGCAAAUCGUCAACGUCUGCAACCGCCAAGCCUCAGCCUUCGACCGUCACCAGCAAUCCCUCCUUGUCAAGGGAUCCCUCCAGGGCCUCCGCGAGAUCUACCACCGUGCACCCAUCGUCGCCAGGUCGUGGCAUUUCUGGCUCUCCGCGCCUGCCCUCCCCUGCCGGCUCCCAGAUUUUUGAGCGAGAUGUCGAUAAUAUGUCAAUCAAGCCGCAAUCGCCCGCCAUCCCGUCGCACAUCCAGACUGAGAACCACAUCCCGCCCGUCUUGGACGCCUCAUCAGAGGCCAUUACCGACGACCAUCUCGACCCAGACAGCGUUGAGAUUGUCACACACGCCCAGCACCAGCCUGCGGCUGCUGCCGUGACUGGUGUCAACGGCACCCCGCACCACCCCGAUUCCAUGUCCGCCUCGUGGACGGAGGAGCUGCGCGCAUUCGCCGAUCGCGAUGAUGCAUCAAAUUACAAUUCGCUCGAGAACGCCGACGUGCGCAGACUGAGUUUCAUCUCUUUCGCCGACGUUGUACAGGCCGAACAUGGCGGACACGCCGGCGCAGCCGGUUCCCGGGAUUCGAUCCAUGUCGCAGGCUUGACCUCUCUAUCGUCGGUUAACGCUCGCUCGCCAUCCCCUAUCCGUUCGCCCGUAUCGUCUCAGCCGGCCACGUCCCCACCGACGAGUAACCCCGGCUCCGUCAAGGGACUGGAAAUGUCCCCGGUCCGGAAGCCCAUCGGCAGCCCCAUUUCGUCGCAUCACAACCUGAACAUGAGUGGCGACCUCAACAUUGAGACGAUGUCGCAAGCGCUCAGGCGCACGGCAAGCACGGAUCUUAGCGGGGUCCGAAGCUUGCCCACGAGCCCGAUUGAGGGACCGUCACGCUGA
Colletotrichum truncatum is the source of this 1098-nucleotide messenger RNA. RefSeq lists its product as uncharacterized. NCBI's taxonomy places the organism in Eukaryota, Fungi, Ascomycota, Sordariomycetes, Glomerellales, Glomerellaceae. The record is from RefSeq and is a predicted model, not a curated record.